Exophiala viscosa is the source of this 1569-nucleotide messenger RNA. Its product is annotated as peroxisomal membrane anchor protein conserved region-domain-containing protein. NCBI's taxonomy places the organism in Eukaryota, Fungi, Ascomycota, Eurotiomycetes, Chaetothyriales, Herpotrichiellaceae. Gene Ontology annotation, biological process: protein import into peroxisome matrix, docking. The coding region runs from base 245 to 1384 and encodes 379 amino acids. The transcript has a single exon. Gene Ontology annotation, cellular component: peroxisomal importomer complex; peroxisomal membrane. Gene Ontology annotation, molecular function: signaling receptor binding. The record is from RefSeq and is a predicted model, not a curated record.
GCCGCGCCUGUCGCACGUGAUCCAUGAUCUUUCACCAGCCUCCCACCCAAUGCACCAAAGCCUCGGCUCAGCGUACCCAGGCCGUUGAGGUCACUUACAUUUGUCGUUUUCAUCGGUCCAUUCCUCUUUCCCGCCAUCCUCAAAUCUUAACCACCAUCCACGUUGAUACGGCAGAGCCUUACGUUACCAAUACAUCUCAGACAGGAGUCAUUCCCAUCGCAUGAGAUAAAGCACGUUGCCCACCAUGGCGCCACGCGAGGAUAUCGUCUCCUCAGCAGUCAACUUCCUCCAGGAUCCUUCCGUUGCGACUGCUUCUCUAGAGAAGAGACUCGAAUUCCUUAGAUCUAAGAAUCUGACUCAAGAAGAGAUUGAUCUGUCGCUCGCUCGAGCUGCUGGCGACACUUCCACUCCUCCUGCGCCUUCCCAGAAUUCACAAUUCUAUCCCCCUUCAUCACAACAAGUCCGAGGUCCGCCUGGUCAAUAUCAGUUCAAUCCAUAUGGCGCCUGGCAACAACCUCCUCCGCCAGAGCCCCCGAGAAGAGACUGGAGAGACUGGUUCAUCAUGGCCACCGUAGUAGGUGGCGCCAGCUACGGACUAUAUGUCCUCGCCGACCGAUAUAUCAAACCACUCAUCGCACCACCCACUCCACCACAAUUGGAGCAAGACAAGGCCGCCAUCGAUGAGCAGUUCAACAAGGCUUUUGCACUUCUAGAUACAUUAUCUUCCGAUACGGCCGCUCUGAAAGAGGCAGAAGAAGCCCGCACACAAAAAUUGGACACCGCGAUCAACGACAUCGAGUCAAUUAUCGCUGAUUUGAAAGCUGCGAACACGAGGAGGGAAGAUGACUCGCGACGGAUGGAGGCAGACAUCAAGACUAUGAAAGAGAGUCUUCCCAAAUCAAUUGACAGUGUCAGAGAUGCUAGCGAGAGGCAACUGAAAGAGCUGAGUAGUGAACUGGGCAGCCUCAAGUUACUCAUGGGAAACCGGAUGAGUGGUGGCAGUAGCUCCUUUGGAAGCAGCGGUCAAGGCAUUCCACGCACACAGCCUGGUCAGCUUCCACCCAGCAGCAGUGCAGCAGCAACUCCUGCGACUGAGUCAGCGCCGAGCAGCAAUCCUCCACGCUCUACACCUUCCUUCUCGAGCCCUGCAUCACAAUUCAGUUCAUCUACCACAGUCCCUGCUGCCACAACACAAUCCAGACCCGGUCCAGGUCCGUCGUACGGUAGUUCUUCCGGCAAGGCUGCCAUUCCAGCAUGGCAAAUGGCCGCCUCGAACAAGUCGAAGGACACCCCACCAACCCCGAACGCCUUCGGCAAUUCUACGGCGAACGGUACCCAGCAACAGGACGGCGCGGACGCUGUCGCUGCCCUUAAUGCCAGUUAGUUUUAAACAAUAUCAAGAGAUAUGGUGCUGGUCAUGAUUCUCCUCCACCAAAGCGCUGCUUGGCGAUUUCUUUGAGCAUAGCCAUUGUCCGAUCCUCUUUUUCUUUCAGUCCUGCCAGACGAGUCUCCCGUUCGGCGGCUCUCGCACGCAAGAUCUCUUCUUUUCGAAUCUCUCGUUCAUUCUUC